GCCCUUGCUUUCAUGAUGUAAAAUGAAGAGGGCAAUUCGCCUCCCUCGCGGUUGAACUGAAUGAAAAGAGCGGAGUUCGUGGCGGAAGUCAAACUGGUCUGGGACGCUGAGGAAAGCCACAGGAGCACAUUCCCAUUGAACUGGAGCAGACAGUAGUCGUGAACAACGGAGCCUGGACCGCGCAGUGAAGAGAUCUUGGAAGCCAGAGUUACGGGGUUAACAUACCAGUGGAAAUCCAUCCUUACCAGUGUUCUAGAACCAUGAGCAGUAACUACAGUGUGUCCCUGCUUGGCCCUGCCCCAUGGGGCUUCAGACUGCAGGGGGGAAAAGACUUCAACAUGCCACUCACCAUCUCCAGGCUCACGGACCUGGGAAAGGCAGCCAAGGCACGUAUCGCAGUGGGCGAUGUGCUUCUUUCUAUUGAUGGCAUCACUACUGAUGGAAUGAACCACCUGGAAGCUCAGAACAAGAUCAAGGCCUGCACUGGCAACCUCAACCUCACCCUGCAAAGAGCCUCCACCAUCCCAAAACCCCCCGUGGCCCCGAAGGUCGAGCCAUCAGAGAUCAUUAAGCCUGUGGCUAUUAUCAGCCACCGCCAUCCCACUGAGCCCGCCAGUCUCACCCCCAGCGCCCCACACAACAAAACUGCACGGCCCUUCGGGGGCUGCAGGGGCGAGGACAGGGACUGCCCCAUCGCACGCUCCCCUCAUUCCGCCUUCAUUCCCUCUGCAUCCUCCGCCUUCACCCCCGCCGGCCUAACCCGCACCCCUCCUCCGUCCUCACCCCCUCCACCCUUCCCUUUGUCUUCCUGCUCCUCACCCCCCUCCCUCCCUGCCGCACCCCAGCCCUCCGUCUAUAACACGCCCUUCAACCUCUACUCCAACGAGAACGCCUGCGAGGUGGCCAUGGGCCAGAGGCGGGGCCUAACGGAGAGCCAGGGCGGAGCCAUGCAGUCGAACGGGGUUCCUAGGAAGCCCAUUCUGGAGACAGACAUUGAGUUCUACCACGUGCCUUCCCAUGGAGACGCCAGCAAGAAGCGCCUGAUGGAGGACACAGAGGACUGGCGUCCCCGCAGCGGCACCACCCAGUCCCGCUCCUUCCGAAUCCUGGCCCAGAUCACCGGCACCGAACACCAGCAAGCCCAGGAGAACGAUGCAGAGAAUAAGACAAGCUCCUCUCCAGUGCAGCCACUCACACAUCUUUCUCCUGUGUCUGCAGUACAGCCACUACUCUACCCAAAGCCAGUGAGGAGAGGGCUCCUGUUGAACCCACUGGAGUUCCUCCCUCCGGGAGGCCCCUGCCCACAGGCCCUCACCCAUAGUGCACCGACCCUGGCUAUACAGUCCCAUUCUACUGAUAUUGGUUUACAGGCCAGAACCCCGCACAGGUCACCUGAGGGGACGGUCUCUCAGUCCCUAUUGGAUGCCUUGCUCAUUACGCCUAUCACCACCCUUCCGCCCCUCCGCCUGAGGAAGAAGAAGCGUCGGAGUGUUAGUGCCCUACACCUGCCCAACGACAAGAGAGUCUCCUGGCACCAGUCAGUCACUGAUCUGGGUGACCCCAACCUCUCCUCUCCUGUCAAUGCUGUCUAUAUCUUUAGUGAGGAGGUGGAGGAGCCAGAGACCAGUUCUCACGUGUCGUCUGCAGUCAAGACCAUGACCAAAGGACCUGCUGGAAGCCCCAAAAACUCCAUCACCUUUACCACCACUCAGGGUUCAGGUUUCCCUAAACCUGGCCUUCAGACAUGUUUCAUCACCCCGUCUUUUGGAAUGAGAGGGAACGUCACCACCAGUGUUCUCCCUAAGGGCCCUGCCCCAGAGAGGCCGGCCCCCCAGCCCCAUCCCAAAGACGAGGAUACUCUGGUGCAGAUGGCCGAACACAUCCCGGCAGGGACACGCACGCCCAUGUGUGGCCACUGCAACAUGGACAUCAGAGGCCCAUUCCUGGUGGCCAUGGGAAAGUCCUGGCACCCAGAGGAGUUUAACUGCGCCCACUGCCGGACAUCCCUGGCAGACAUUGGCUUCGUGGAGGAGCAGGGCUCCGUCUACUGUGAACACUGCUACGAGGACUUCUUUGCACCUACAUGUAGCCGCUGCCAGCUGAAGAUCCUGGGGGAAGUGAUCAACGCCCUGAAGCAGACCUGGCACAUCCAUUGUUUCCUGUGUGCAUCGUGCCAGCAGCCUAUUAGGAACAACACCUUUCACCUGGAGGAUGGAGAGCCCUACUGUGAAAGAGACUAUUACUCCCUGUUUGGUACCGGUUGCCAUGGUUGUGAGUUCCCCAUAGAGGCAGGGGACAAGUUCUUGGAGGCUCUGGGAUUCACCUGGCAUGACACCUGUUUUGUGUGUGCGGUCUGCUGCACCACUCUGGAGGGUCAAGCCUUCUUCUCCAAAAUGGACAAGCCUCUGUGCAGGAAACAUGCACAUAGUGUGGUGAAAAUCUGAACAAGGACAGGAGCAGAUGGCUAGAGGAGAGCUGGAGGAGAGCUGGAGGAGAGCUGGAGAAAGAGGGCUGGGCUAGACGGAGAACUUAUGUUAUGACUGUUGAAUGGUAUUUGGAGUAUCCCCAGAACUAAAGACCUCAGUCAGAUAAAGUCCAGAAGAUCAGAGAGAUCUCCA
Coregonus clupeaformis (lake whitefish) is the source of this 2618-nucleotide messenger RNA. Its product is annotated as PDZ and LIM domain protein 5. The coding region runs from base 261 to 2444 and encodes 727 amino acids. The record is from RefSeq and is a predicted model, not a curated record. NCBI's taxonomy places the organism in Eukaryota, Metazoa, Chordata, Actinopteri, Salmoniformes, Salmonidae. Gene Ontology annotation, molecular function: muscle alpha-actinin binding; actin binding. Gene Ontology annotation, cellular component: adherens junction; filamentous actin; stress fiber. Gene Ontology annotation, biological process: heart development; muscle structure development; actin cytoskeleton organization. The transcript is spliced from 17 exons.